AUGGCGAUUCGAGUUUCAGCACCAUCAUCCCAUGGCGUCGCCCGCGAACCUAAGUAUAGAUAUGACGUGUUUCUGAGUUUUAGAGGCGAAGAUACUCGCCAUUCAUUCACUGUGAUUCUCUACAAUGCUCUACGCCGUAAGGGAAUCAACGCCUUCAUAGAUGACAAGAAGCUCGGGAAAGGGGAACAGAUCUCACCGACGCUUCUUAAAGCCAUAGACAAAUCCAGGAUUUCCAUUAUUGUCUUCUCUAGGAACUACGCUACUUCCACAUGGUGCCUGGAUGAACUUGCUCACAUCAUUCAGUGUAAGACGGAGAAGAAUCAGAUGGUUAUGUCCAUCUUCUACAAGGUGGAUCCCAAGGAUGUCCAAUAUCAGAGGAACAGCUUUGGUGAAGCCAUGGCUGGUCAUGAAGUUAGGUUUAGAAAUGACUUGGAGAAAGUGCGAAAAUGGAGGUUUGCUUUGUCUGAAGCGGCUAGUUUGCCAUCAGCAUGGCUUUUCAAAGAUGAAUAUGAAUUUGCGUGUAUUGAAAGGAUUGUUGAAGAUGCAUAUUCUAGGCUGCCUCCUAAACGGUUCCAUAACAUUGAUUACAUGGUUGGACUUGAGCCUCGUUUAGAAGAAGUGAUGUCACUUCUGGGUGAAAGUGAUCAUAGCGUUUGUAUGUUGGGGAUUCAUGGAACUGGUGGGAUUGGCAAAACAACCCUUGCAAAAGCUUUGUAUAAUACAAUCUUCUAUCAAUUUGAAGGUGCACGUUUUUUGUUUGACGUCAGAGAAGCAUCAAUGAAAUAUCAUGGCAUUGUUCGUCUUCAGCAAACACUUUUAUCAGAGAUUCUUGAGGAAGAGGAUGAAGUUUAA
Neltuma alba is the source of this 852-nucleotide messenger RNA. RefSeq names its product TMV resistance protein N-like. Lineage: Eukaryota; Viridiplantae; Streptophyta; Magnoliopsida; Fabales; Fabaceae. Gene Ontology annotation, biological process: signal transduction; defense response. Gene Ontology annotation, molecular function: ADP binding. The record is from RefSeq and is a predicted model, not a curated record. Bases 1 to 852 code for a protein of 283 amino acids. The transcript has 2 exons.